AUGACUAACGUACUAGCCAGAGCUGCUAAUUUCCGCAAAAAAUCACUGCAUAAUGCCACUGACAAAGAAAUACCAGCUCCAGUAUCAUCACCAUCUUUACCUUCAUCAUCAUCUUCACCAUCACCAUCACCAUCACCAUCACCAUCACCAUCACCAUCACCGUUAGUUUCCUCAACUACAAACACUAUAGAUGCUGCUAAUCACAAUUUAAACCCAACUAAACAAACUUAUAAUAAUCACCAUAAUAAUGACAAUUAUAAUAAUGACAAUAAUAAUAAUAAUAAUAUUAAUAAUAAUAAUAACGAAAACGAUCGUAAUAAUAAUAAUAAUAAUAAUAAUAGUGCUAACCAAACUAUAGUUCAACUACAAAAUGGGAAAAAUAUAAAAAACAGUUGUUUUUUCGCACCACCAACACCACUAGCAGAACUACCAAAGGAAGAACAACAACAACCACCACAACAACAACCACAACAACAGAAACCAAAGCUGCCCAAACCGUUACCACGCGCAGUGUCCAACUUUGCCAAUAGCCCAUCACACCCACCAUUAACACCACCUACUCCAUUGGGGUCGUCUCGUCUUCCCCGGUCGAGCUCCUCACCAACGUCACUCGCUUCACACUCACCAAUGAGAACAAGCUCUUCAUUUGUAUCAAAUGCAAAUGCAAACUUAUUCUCAUCAUCAUCCUUCUCCCCAUCUUCCAGCAAAACCACUACCACUACCACAAACCCAAACCCAAAUACAAAUACAAAUACAAAACCAGGAACAAAAACAGGAACAGGACCAGGAACAACAAACAAUGACCAAUUAAUCAAGACAUUACUUAAAAGGUACAAGAAAUUGGAGCUCGCACUAAAUAAGUUUAAUUCUAAAAAGUACAAUCACCAUAGCAAUAGUUCCAGCAGUAGCAAUGGAAGUGGGACAGUUCUUAAAGGAAACUUAUUGCGAACGUCACUUAUUCCAUUUUUAAGAACCGCUAGUCAGCUAGACCAAUGUUUUUCCAAAGACUCAAAAAUAUAUCAAAGUCUAACAAGUGUCAUAUUGGAGAUUUUGAUCAAAUGGUGGAGGGCCCUCAUAGGAAAUUUGUUGUAUACAUCGCAUGGAUCACUACCAUCAGCCAACUCAAGGGAAAGUUUGGCGCCUGCAUCUUCAUCGUCAUCGUCGUCUUUGCCAUCUUCCUCAACAGUACCAACAGGAGCUACUGCGUCUGCAUAUGCACCAGCAUUUAACACUAGUUCCACCACCAACACCAACACCAACACCACCAGCACCAGCACCAGCACCACCACUUCACCAUCUUUAAAACCACCAGCGACACUAGAGCUGAUAUGUUAUUCCACCAUUCCUGUGUCCGACCGCAAUGCAUACCUCGAGUGUAUCUCUCGCAUAAUAGCUCGCGACGAUUGGAGCCAUUUCGAUGACCAAAAGACUUUUCGUGAUUUGUUAACCACAACUUUGGACUAUUGCAUUGAUAAAUUGACCACACUAAAGACAGUAACAGGAUCAAUGGCAGCAUUUAUUGGAAAGGUAUUUGCAUAUAGCUUUUUCAAUAUCCCAAACGUAUCUAAUGCUUUGCUUUUUCUAUUGAAUGUCAAACAAGUGACUUUUGAAUCUUGCCUCAAGUCCAUGCCUGCAAACACCAAAAAUAACUUGCAUCUACACCAAACAUUUCCACAACACUUGCACCAUCUCAUCAACUACAAAGGACUUUGUCAUUUGAAAUCUCGAGCACAGAAACGGUAUAUGAACUGUAUGCCUCCACCAAAACACCCGGUGUCUGGUAUAAAGAAUCCUAACGGGGAAUGGGUGCGUAGAUGGUGUGGUUCUGACUCAAAUGUUUUUAAUUCAUUCCUUCGUCAUUACAUAAACAUUGUCCUGAAAUCAUUACUAAAGUCAGAUGAUGCUUGUGAGCUCCUUGUACUUGCCAACUGUCCCGGUUUCACCAUUAUCUUAAGCCACAUUUAUCAAAUAUUCCAAGUUUCAGUCAACCGCAUUAGCACCGAGGGAAGUUUACAAAACGGGAAAGCUUCGUUACCACUAAAAAACAAAUUGUCAAAUAUGUCAAACGAUAAAUCGCUUCCUCCACUUCCACCACCUACAUUCAAUAUAAAUAUGAAGCAAAGUGAUAUGUAUUACAGUUCCAUCAUCAAAAUCUUCAAGACUGUAAGGGAUAUAGCACAUUGCGCAACUGCAAUGUCGAAUGACAAGUCGAUCGAUAGCAUUAGCGCCAGUCUUAUCAAAUUAAUCAAUUCGUGCUUCAAGUCGAUUGCCAAGGAGACUUCAAUUUAUGAAUCCAACAAGAUUGGCUUGAUCUUGGGCGUGGUCAAUGAGUUUGUCAACUAUGUUGAAAACAACUCGACUGAAGUAUCCUAUUUGGUUGACUGGGAGUUUUGGUUAAAUUGCAACUACAUGAUUCUAUGUCAUUCAGACCAUAUACAAAGUUUGUUGAAAUCGUUUGCAUUUUUGUUCAACACUUGGGAUAUGAUACCCGAUGCAUUGAGCAGUAGUGUUCGAAACGGAAGUCAAACUGAGGUAAAAACGCAUGAGGAUCUCUUAUGGAUCAAAAAUCUCAAUGAGUCAUUUAAGGUGAAUUUUGUCAAUUAUCUCAUUAGCGAAGAGUGCUUCCAAAUGUUUUUCACACAUUGGAACCCACUCGUUAGAUCUUACUACAUUAAGUUGCUUGUGUGGAGAGUUGUUGGCAUCAACAACUACCAAUCUUCGUCAUCGAUAAAUGUCACUAGAAAACUCCAAUCCCACCUCACCCAGUCAUAUGAGAUACUUCUGAACUUUACUAUGGUCAACAAUGGUAUUGUUAAACUUGACUAUACACCCGAUAGUCCGCUUGUGAAUCGAAAGCUUGGAAUCUUGCCCAUUGGAAAAGACGACUAUUUGAUUGAUAGCCCUUCAGAAGUAUAUUUACUGGCCACAACCCUCAAGUCGUCCGAGUUGCGUAAAACACAUCCGUUUGAGAUAUUUGAUGAAGCUGUGUACACAUGUUCAACAGUUCCAUCAGCAGCCAGCGAAGCUUCAUCAAAUUCAAAUUCACUCAAAUUGAAUACUAAAUCGUUAUCAAAAUCAAAAUCGAAAUUGAGAUUGAAAACCAAGUCCAGCUCUAGUACCAAUUUGGAAUCCAAUUCUAGCACAACUGGUAAUAAGUCUAACUCAUUAGUGUCGUCUCUCGGAAGACUUUUGAGACUCUUAUCGGAUGAAGAAACGCCUGAGGAUAAUGAUCACACGGAAGAUGAGCAUGAUUAUCAAGAUAAUGGAUAUGGUGCCCACAAUGCCCAAGUUGGAAAUGUGGGCAAUGGUGAUGGCCAUGGUGAUAGAAGCAGUGGAAGUGAAGGCGAUACUGAUAAUAAGAUAUUAAAGCGGAAUGGCGCAUCAUUCUCAUCCAUAUCUACUUUGUCGCAAUCCAUUAGAUCAAGGUCAUCAUCACCAAGCAUAUUGUCGUUAGCCUCUGCACCAACUUCAUUCACCGAGUCCUCUUCAGUCAAAUCUGAUUGCGAAUCAAUUUUAACUAUUGAUACUUUGCAGAUGCAGAAGGGUGGGAAAACUAACCUGAAUGAUCAACAAUCAUACAACAUCCAACCCCCUGAACUAUCAAAAAUACCACCCGAAAUAAUCAGGCCCAUGUUCAAGUUUGAUAUUGUUGUAUGUCAUGAUACAAUGAAUCAAAAAUAUCAGAUGAUUCAUUCCAGAAACUCAGCUGUGAGUCGAGGACAAUUUUUGAACCACCACAACCAGAAGCACAAGCAUCACCAAAACCAGCAUCAAAAACAACACCGCACCAACUCUCCUCCAUGUUCGCCAUGUUUGCCAUCACCUCCAUCACCAACUACAGCAGGAGCCACAGGAGCCACGGGAGAAGCAGCGAUAGGAGCGACACCUUCUCUUCCCCAUAAAAGUAUUGUUCCAUCGACUUUUUAUUUUCCUCAAUAUCCACAACUUCCAUAUAUCUCAAUUUUCAUCAAUUCAGAUAUGUACAACAGCAAGUUUUACCUAAAUGAAGAAAACGAUGGAAUUUUUUUGGAAAAAAUCAAUUCAAACAGAACAACUUCUUCAGAGUCGCUGUUGUCGUUAACCCGAUCUACAUCGGCCUCAUUGUGUACUCGAAUGGACUCUGUCACAAGAUCAAAAUCCACUUUAAGGUCCAGUGCGAAUGCAGUGACGACUUUAAAUGAUAUCAAGAACCCUCAUCAUCACCAAUCUAGUUCACCCUUGCAAGUAUCUCUUUUCCCACAACCUCAACCGCUUGUUAAGAUGAUCAACCUUGGUAAAUCUAUCAAUGAACUCAACAUAGCAAUUGAAGAGUUUCGUGACUACCUAAAUGAUAGAAUUGAAACUGACUGUAUAAAUGAUCGAAGGGAGCAAAUAACGUCAUUGAGUAGCAACGAUAUUGUUGGGGCGGCACAGGAUUCGGAUGAGAUGAAUGAAUAUACAUACUUUAAAAGAAUCAUUCCAUUCCUCAGUGUCGACUCUAGUAAUGAAAUGAGAUUGUUGAACGCAAGUUAG
Messenger RNA from Lodderomyces elongisporus, 4512 nucleotides. RefSeq lists its product as uncharacterized. The transcript has a single exon. The record is from RefSeq and is a predicted model, not a curated record. Lineage: Eukaryota; Fungi; Ascomycota; Pichiomycetes; Serinales; Debaryomycetaceae. The coding region runs from base 1 to 4512 and encodes 1503 amino acids.